Molecule: messenger RNA, 6855 nt
Organism: Australozyma saopauloensis
Lineage: Eukaryota; Fungi; Ascomycota; Pichiomycetes; Serinales; Metschnikowiaceae
Gene: FAB1
Product: 1-phosphatidylinositol-3-phosphate 5-kinase
Exons: 1
Coding region: 1-6855 (2284 amino acids)
Biological process (GO): phosphatidylinositol phosphate biosynthetic process
Cellular component (GO): endosome membrane; fungal-type vacuole membrane
Molecular function (GO): ATP binding; metal ion binding; 1-phosphatidylinositol-3-phosphate 5-kinase activity
Source: RefSeq, a predicted model, not a curated record
AUGGUUGCACGGGUCACUCAAGACGAUAUGAGUGUGCCGUCGCUACCAGCAAGUGCGGUCGCUGCCUCGCCAGAGGACUUUGUAUCGUUUCCCACACUUCCAGAUCCAGAGGUGGUAUCAGAACACCAUUUCUCGGCCAUUUUGUCCAAAACAUUGCGCAAGGUCACAAACAAUGCUUCCAAUUUGGUGCAUGGAAUCCUGCCUGUUGCUGCUGGCGCUGAUGCCAACACUGAAGCUAUUGACUCUCUGUCCCUUAUAUCUCCCAACCGUACAGUGGCAGACGAGUCCAUCGAUCGCGCACUGUCGAUUUCACAUGAGGGCGUGAGUAAGGAUGUUUCGCUGGUCAAAACUGGCAUCAUGCCGCUUCCUGCUGCCGCCAAAAGUGAGGUGGGGCUAGAUCGAACCUCUGUUCUGAUUCUCCCGCCCUCGAUACCAGAAAUACUACCUCGCGUCACCUCGGAUCAUCACUCCUUACGUCUAUCCACGAUGACAAAUAAACAUGCAUUGUCUCUGAUCGAUACCCGAGGUGUCACCAUAACGAAGGAUCCGUUUCCGAACAAGACGGAGGAUGUGGAGCUGCUCAAAGCAGCCGAAAAAACCAUUCUAUCCGACCCGAAAAAACUGCCUUUGGCGACCGCCGCCGCAAAGAUGCCGACUUUGGCAAAGAAAACGCUCCAGAGCCGUAUAUCCUCUAUCUUUAAUAAUCUUCCAAACGACAUCGAGCUCUCAGAUGACCUGGCCUCCGAUAUGGACACAAUUGAUAACGAUACUAUAGAUAUUCUGUUUCGUGGCACUUCUCUCAAAAAACUGGCGGAGUCUGCCCCGCUGGCACUGUCCAAAGUUGGGAAUAAAUCGCCCUCACCAUCUAAAAUUGCGAAACUUCCGCCAAGGAAGUCUUCUGCUCACUUUCCGACUGGAAUUCUAGACGGCGCAAAACAUAUCAUCACCAAUAAUUUGGGAGGUGUGGCUAACUCAGCAUCAUCGAUCAUAGGAUCGAUCCCAAGCAAAAAGAAAAAACGGGUCAAGCCAAAUACAUCGUCGAAUAACCCAUUGAAGAAUGGCGGUAUACCUAAAAAAUACUGGAUGAAUGACUCCUUUGUUUCGGAAUGUCUUAAUUGCUUCAAGUCAUUUUCUGCGUUCAGAAGAAAACACCACUGUCGCUUUUGUGGACAAAUUUUCUGCUCUGAUUGCACGAUAUUUAUUUCUUACAGGCAAUACAAAGAUCAGCGUCUGAAAGACUUGCCUUCCAAGGACUUGCAAGCCUACUCAGAUAAGUUGAGGGUAUGCAAGCCGUGUUACAGCGAUGUCAUUGUUUACUUGAGUGAUGACUCGCUGAGUUCCUCCGAAAGCGAUGCUGAACUGGAUAUUGUACCCGAGGUUUCUUUUGGCGAAGACGCUGGUAGUCUUUUGUUCAACGAUCAUGAAGCUCCCUCUUCUGCAACUACGAGUGAGCAUCCUUUGUCGCGUCUUCGGUCCCAAUCGAUGAAUUCGCGCAGAAAUAGUGCAAUUUAUGAUCUGUCGAUGACAAUUGCGAAUCGCACGUUCAAGCAUGAUCGUAUGGAUAGAAGCGAACUCGAUCAUCUGUCUUCAUUAAUGUCGGCAUCUCCAUCUGGACUCGAUGCCACUCAACGGAGCCCUGAAGGCUUGUCACGUAGAUUCCCGACACAGAUGGCUAUUCCUACUACAAGAACAGGCGAGGCUGUGGAAAUUCCGGCUCCUAAAAAAAGUUUCAGCUAUUUGACACCUCUGCAGUCUCACAGCUCUGCAGUAACCAGCUCCACCAAUUUAUACUCUGGUAGUAUCAACGAAAAAGAUUUCUCAGAGCCAAAACUGUGGUUCAACAAUCACAAGCAUGGGCCCUUGGCCCAAGAUAUUAUGCAUUCGGGAAGCUUGGAGAAUCUAGGUAAUUUAUACAAGGCUGUUGUAAACAACAGAUAUGUUCGACUUCCCUCGGGUUCUGAUCUCAAAUUUGGAUCCCCAAAACAAUACCUCUUGGAGGAUAAAGCAAAACUCGAUCGGGAAGAAGAUGGAGAAAGUGAGAAUGAGGAUGAGCAAGCCAUGUCAUUAUACACAUCAUUGAUCCAGAGUGAUCCAGUUGGCUCAAUUCGUCCUCACAACUCACUCGCUUCGUCUCUCUCUCGCGUUCCAACACUACGAGAAUUUCCGACAAUGUUUGUGGAUGAUAAAUAUAAUCCAGUCAAUUCUGGCCAGACGGAUGCUAUGAAACGUUUCGAAUUCAAACCUAUUGACUCCCUUCAUAAUGCAACGAUUAAUGAGACUAAGCAAAGAUCAGAUUUAAGAUCAAACGAAAGAGCAAGGGCCUCGCUUCGCAGAAUCAAGGACCGUAGAAUGCAUAAAUCCGGCAGAAAAUCUCACGGAAGUACUCUCAAAUUGCCUCCCAUUGACACAAACUACCAAAUUACAAGCACAAUUGCUGCAAGCACUACGUCCACGCCAGUUUCUCCAACUCCUAGGUCUCUGGUACUUCGCUUAGGAAGUGAGAAUAAUUCUGAUUCCGGUAAUGCUAGCUCUACUCUCGGAAUCCAAUACCAGAACGAGGAACAGUCUGGAAGCUCUACUCCUGGUUUUUCAAGUAUGCAAGGACACUUGCAUCAUUUCAAUCUGUAUCACUUAGAUGAUUCCAUUGAUGAAAACAGAACACUUGGGCGAUUAAAUCUAGAUCUGGACCCCCAGGAGGGCCUGACAUUCAAAAAGCAGUUGUCUUCACACGUGAAAGCGCUUAUGAACCAAUGUUGGGAGGAUUGCGAUAUGAAGGAUCCAGGGGAACAGAAACGAUGCUCAAAUGCAUUGCACAAAGCCUUCGCUCACAUUGAAAACUUGAAAAUUAUUGAUACCUUGGAUGUGAAACAAUACAUCAAGAUAAAAAAGAUUUACGGUGGGUCAAUUGAAGAUACUCAUGUUCUAGAAGGAAUGUUCAUCACCAAAGAUAUAGACUCGAAACGAAUGCAGGGUUCUAUUAAAGCUCCAAAGAUUGCUCUCCUCAUGUUUCCUUUAGAGUACUUGAAACAAAAAGAGCAAUUCAUCAGUUUGAGAAUCGUUCAUUCUCAGCAAUCGGUGUACAUCAGCAAUCUUGUUUCGCGUCUCGUGUCUCUUGAACCCGACAUCGUAAUUGUUGGCGAUACAGUAUGUGGUCUUGCUCUAAAACAACUUGAGGAAGCAAAUAUCACUGUUUUAUCAAAUGUCAAACCUCAAGUUAUUGAACGACUUUCAAGAUAUAUCAAAGCUGGAAUAUUUCAAUCUGUCAAUGAAUUGUUCUUCAAGAAAGGUGUAUUGGGAACAUGUGAUAUAUUCGAGAUUAAAAGAUUUAUAUUCCGAGACACAGUCAAGACAUAUGCAUUCUUCACAGGUACUCAAAAAGAAGCAGGAUUCACACUCUGUCUUCGUGGCGGUGACGAAGAAUUUUUGAGUAGCUUCAAAUAUGCUGCAGAAUCACUGAUUCCUGCUGUCUUCAACGCAAGAUUUGAGAAAGGUUUCUUCCUGGAUUUUGCACUAUGUGUAGAAGCCCCGCCACCUAACCCUGGUAUAACUGGUCUGGCUUUACUCAAAGAAUGUUUGGCCAUAGCAUUGGAGCAUUCUGGUGAUUCGAAGCUUUUGUGUUUGAAAUCCAUUGAACAUUUCGGAGUUUCAAAUUAUGUCGAGUUGUUUGCGCAGAGAAUUCUAAGCUUCUCGCCCUCCGUGCAUUUUCCGUUGCCUGUCCCACUUGCAAAUGUCAUCAAUUCAUUGCAACGUGCGAUAGAAUUUUAUCAAUUCAAUUGCGAGCUUCAGCAAAUUACUGAAGAGGAUGAAAUUGAGGGAGCAUGGCUCGAGAAAUUACAUUUCGACUUCAACCUUGAAAGGUUUACUGGCAAAGAGGAUGUUGUGCAGAUACUCAAAUUUGUCAGCGAGGAAAAACUAAAAAGCCUUUUACAUAAUUUCAGCUUUAGAAGCAGAUUAUGGUCCAACAGUAUGAAGUAUACUACUUACCAAUUAUAUCCUAUUUUUCACAAAAGCAUCCGAUUCUUACACUCUCGUGUUUCUAUCAAGAAUGCGACACCAUGUUAUGGCCCUAUAGUCGUAGUGGUCGACUAUUACUCGGAUAAUGACAAACCUCUUGGUCAAUUUUUGGAUCAACUCAUGCAAGAGUCUAGCAAGAUUUGCACGGAGUGUGGAGAAUUGUUUCUCGAUCACUAUAAAACAUACGCACAUGGAAAUGCCAAAAUCGAUAUGAUUGUCGAGAAGAUCUCUGAUUUGCCCCACGAACAUUUCAAAGGUAAAGAUGAGAGAAUAAUGUGGUCAUAUUGUCCGGUUUGCAAUUUUUCGACCCCUAUCAAGGCUAUCAGUGAUGAGACUUAUUAUCUUUCUCUCGGUAAAUUCUUCGAGUUGAAUUUCUGGUCGAAAAACACAUUCUAUCACAAGGAGUGUCGUCAUGAUUUCUUCAAGGAGCACGUGAAAUAUUUUGGAUUCAACGACUAUGUUAUCAGAAUGGAGUACAGCCCAAUAGAUACCUAUGAGGUUGUGGUACCACGCAAAAAAUUGGAGUUCAUUGCUGAAAUUGAUAUUGGCCUAAAGCUUGAUGCUCUCAAGCGAAUUCAAACCUCUGCAGUCAAAUUCUUCCAGAGUAUAUCCAAAAGACUUAAUAGAGUGAAGGUAGAUACUUCUGAGCAUGCUGAAGCAGGAAGUAAAAAGGUGGUGGAGCUUAAGGAUAGGCUAGUCACGCAACAACAAUUCAUCAAGACAAAAACUCUUAGCAUUUAUAAGUCAACUCCUCCUACCAAUUACCUUUCUCUCAAUGUUAUUCAAAGGGAUAUGCAAGAGCUCGGAGUUGCGUGGGACAAGGAAUUCAACGAAUUUGAAAAGAACUUCCUUCCUUCUGAAAACGAAAUUACGAAAAUUACCCAAUUUCAUCUUCAAAACUUCCUCAUUGACAAGUUUGAUACUGAAUUGAAAGAUGGAGCUGAAGGAGCUGAUAAGUCUCUCGAUGAUGAACAUUCCAGUGUGGACAAGGCCAGUGAAGGCGAGAAAAAUGAUGAGAUCGGGCCUAUGCAAGACAACGGGGCUGAUUCGAAGGAUUGGAGCCAGGUUGGAGCUAAAUUGCGGGUGCCACUGACUGCAAUAGAAGACAAAAUCAUGCAGUUCAAGCAAUCCUUAGAGAAUGAUCAAAAUAAGCAUAUGCUCAACGGAAAGCCGAGACCUGAAACAAUACUAGACUUGAAUCUACUGGAUAAUUCAUCACCUCAAACGCCAAACAAGGUUCAAGAUCUUACGAAUUAUUUCAAUCAAAUGACGUUGGAGUUCCAGAAACAACGUGAAAAGGUGUUGGAGAACAAGUCAAACAAUUUCAAGGCUAUCCCCAUUGUUAAUUCGCUGCCAAUUGUGGAUAUAUAUGACAACAUUGAAGACGUGGUUGAUUCAGAGAACGAACGGCGUUCACUCAAGCAGCAUCAGCGCCGCCCGGUUAGUCCAUUUGGCGAUCAAAACUCAGAUAGUAAAGCAAUUCAGCAGACUUUGAACAAAUCGCAGGCGCAGGUCGUCUCGCUGGAUGGUUCAAAAACCGUGAACUCUGUGUCAUCUGAUGCUCCUAGAAGAAAUUCACGAGUAGAGAUUCCUCAACCUGAGCGCAAUUCGUUAUUGAAGUCUUUGACAAACUUCUGGGCUGACCGUUCGGCCACUUUGUGGGAUCCAUUAGAGUAUCCUUUAGAUUCUACAGAGCACACCUUCGCAGACUCUGAUGUGAUUGUUCGCGAAGACGAGCCCAGUUCUUUGGUUGCGUUUUGCUUGUCCUCAAAUGAUUACAAGCAGAAAAUUCUUGAUAUGGCUACCAAUCCUGCUAGUCAAGCUGAGGAUCAAGGCGUAGAUGGCUUGGAAUCAAGUGAGCAGUUCCAAAAGAAGCUUCAUCUGUUCAUGAAGAUCGAAAGAAAAUUCAAGAAAAGAAUUGAUGCCGCAAACGAUGAGACCACGCCUUUGGAAUCAAUAAUGACAAAAACAAAGUCCAAUCACUUGCGGUACCGCUUCCUUGAUGGAAACUCCGACAUGUCAUGCAAGAUCUUCUACAGUGAACAAUUUGAGGCCUUCAGAGUAGCUUGUGGAGUAAAUGACCUGUUUAUUCAGAGUUUGUCACGAAGCAUUAAGUGGCACUCGAAGGGAGGUAAAAGUGGGUCCAGUUUUCUCAAAACUUUGGACAACCGUUACAUUGUGAAGGAGCUUUCCAAGUCGGAACUCGAGUCAUUUGUUUCUAUUGCGCCCUUCUACUUCAAAUAUAUUGCCCAGUCCUCUUUCAACACUUUGACAACAGCGUUAGCAAAGAUAUUUGGAUUCUACCAAGUUGAAGUACGCAACUCCAUGAACGGCAAGGUGUUCAAGAUGGAUUUCUUGAUUAUGGAGAAUCUAUUCUAUAACAGAACGACUACACGAAUUUUUGACUUGAAGGGUUCCAUGCGAAACAGACACGUGAAGCAGACAGGCCGAGAAAAUGAGGUGUUGCUCGACGAAAACAUGAUCGAGUACAUAUUUGAGAGUCCUGUUUUCGUCAAAGAGCAGCUGAAAAAACUAUUGAAGGGCUCCUUGUUCAAUGACACGGCCUUCCUCUCUGAGAUGGACGUGAUGGACUAUUCGUUAGUGAUUGGUCUCGACGAUUCAUCGGGCAAGCUUUACGUGGGAAUCAUUGACUGGCUCCGUACCUUCACAUGGGACAAAAAGGUUGAGAACUGGGUGAAAGGUAAGAGCUUGGUGGGUAAGAAGGGCAAGGACCCCACCAUUGUCACGCCCAAGCAAUACCGUACUAGGUUUAGAGAGGCCAUGGAUCGGUAUAUUCUUGAAGUGCCCGACAUUUGGUAUGAGGGAGCCACCCAUGAUUGA